Molecule: messenger RNA, 537 nt
Organism: Cercopithifilaria johnstoni
Lineage: Eukaryota; Metazoa; Nematoda; Chromadorea; Rhabditida; Onchocercidae
Source: the annotation of a GenBank genome assembly
AUGUUGCUGUUUGUUGGAAUAAUACUGAUUAAUUGGAUUCAUGGUACCUGUAUCGAAUUAAGAUCAAUAAACUUCGACCUUUCACCUUUACAGCAGACCAUGGCACCACAAACGAAAUCUUCGAUACUGCCUACUAUAACAGUGAAAAAUAUCACUGAUAGCGAUACUCGGCCCAAUGAUACUGAUAAAAAAAUAGUAUCAUGGGAAUGUGGUAAUGAUCAUUUCACAAAGCUUGUCAGUGAAACUAAGGUUCGACGAAAUUGCCCACGACUGAGAAAACCAAUUAAUCAAUGUUGUAUUAAUCAUGAUGAUUGCUAUAGUAAGCAAUUAGGAAGGAAAUAUUGUGAUGAUGUAUUUUGUGAAUGUCUUCAGGUUGCUACUAAGCCGAGUUUCAUUUGCAAUAACCAAGGACGAUCAUUUUGUGAACUUGUUCGGUUUUUUGGUGAAUUAGCUUAUAUUAAUGCUGGAAGAGAAGAAGAAAAGAAAGCAACGAAAAUCACUGGAAUUCUACAGAGAGAUGAUACGCCGAAAACAUGA